CCUAGCAGGUGGAAAUGGGCUGACUUCUACCGGCGACGAGUAUCCGCACCCGGCAGUCAGUCAUACGGUGUCUCUCCCUGCAGUCUAACGUUAAAACAACAGCUUGUAGCAGGAUCAUUUUAUCAAGCUAAGCUGUUCAAUCCGUCUGAAAACAUCUCCAGAGCAUUUUGCCGCCUCUUGUAUGCUUCGGCUUGUAGAGACAUCUGUGAAGAGCUCGGAGAUUAACGUUUCAGAGAAGCUGUCGUAGGAUGGAAACGCAGAUCCAUGUGCCUGUCGGGUCGCCGGUUAUCAGAAAAAUCCCCGUGUUCGUGGACGAGCACAACGUGAUAGAGGGGGCGAUGAAGCUCAUGAAAGAGCUGAGACCGGCAUGGGAGCCCGACAGCGUCAGAACCAAGUCCUUCACAGACGGUACCACCAAUAAGCUGGUUGGAUGCUACGUGGACCGCAGUCCUGAGGAUGUGGUCCUGGUCCGAGUGUAUGGGAACAAGACGGAGCUGAUUGUGGACAGAGAUAACGAGCUCAAAAGCUUUCAGGUGCUGCACGCUAAUGGCUGCGCUCCACGUCUCUACUGCACCUUCCAAAACGGAAUCUGCUACGAGUUCAUGCAGGGGGACGCUCUCGGGCCGCAGGAUGUUAGGGAUCCAACUCUGAUCCGGCUAAUAGCUCUGGAAAUGGCUCGGAUUCAUGCCAUCCAUGCUCACAAUGGUUGCGUCCCCAAGCCCAACCUCUGGAUCAAGAUGCGGCAGUACUUCUCCCUCGUGGCCACAGAGUUCACCGAUCAAGCCUCCAACAUCAGAAUUCAACAGGAGGUUCCCAGCAAGGCAGUGUUGGAGCAGGAGAUGGUGUGGAUGAAGGAACAUCUCUCCACGCUGGGGUCCCCAGUGGUGCUCUGCCACAACGACCUGCUCUGCAAGAACAUCAUCCACAACAGCAAAGAGGGUCAUGUUCGCUUCAUAGACUAUGAAUAUUCCAGCUAUAACUACCAGGCCUUCGACAUCGGCAACCACUUCAAUGAAUUUGCAGGUAUGGCUGAGCUGGACUAUGGGCUGUAUCCCAGUCGGGAGAUGCAGAUGGACUGGCUGGAAGAGUACCUGCAGGCAUACAAGCUGUUCACCAAGAAGACUGAGGAGGUCAGCCAACGAGAACUCGAGACACUCUAUGUACAGGUCAACAAGUUUGCUCUGGCUUCUCACUUCUUCUGGGGCUUCUGGGCUCUCAUCCAAGCCAAAUACUCCUCCAUCGACUUUGACUUCCUCGGGUACGCCGUGCUGCGUUUCAACCAGUACUUUAAGAUCAAGCCUACAGUGAUGGCCCUUCAGAUCCCAGAAUGAGAGGAAGGUGAGGAGGCCAGGUGGAGGCUGCAGCAGGUGGAAGCCUGGAGACGUCCUGUAGGACUGGGACUGUCCUGUUGGUGGACGGCCGCUCACUCUGCCAGGCAGCCUUCGUCUUAAUCAAGCGCAAUUACUCUCAUUCCUGCAAACUUACCUCACACCCUUCCUGAGGCUAGCUGAAGAAUGACAGACGGUUCAUGUGUUCAAGGAUCAUAGAUAUAUUUGUCUGAGUGUCAGAACAUCCAUUAGAGUGAACCUGCUUUGUCUGUCAUACAACCUCCACAAUCAGGAUUUGAAGGUGCAUUUUGCCAAGCAUUCCCUACAUGUAGAACAUUCCUCCUUCUGUCUGCUGAUAGUUGUCCCCUUUAUCUGUUUCUCUGCUGGUCCUCCUCAUGUUUGGUGCUAGCAGCUCAUAGUUGCUGUACUUCUGCUCAGUUUGAGCGUCUGUGACUUGAUUGUCUUCAUAUUAAUUCAUUAACAUACUGCAGAUUCUGCUGCUAACAUUGCAGAGCGCCCUUUUCUCUGUGCUGGUGGACCUCAGAUCAAGCCCAUGUGAAUCAGUGAGCAGAAAUCUAUUUGGCUGAUCCCUGUUUUGUAGCAAACUGUGAGGAAGAGGAGCUAAAUGUUUAUAUUUGUAUUUAUUUUUAUUGUGGCUAUGUAACGGCUCAUUCUCGGGCUGCAUUGGCAGAUGUUCAUUUUUAGGAUGGUACUGAUGCAGAAGGAACAGAGUGAUUCUGAGCUCUGUGUCUGUCCCAUUUUUUUUCAGCUUCUUGGCUUUUAUGGCUGCAGUCAUUCGCUCUGUUAACUUUCCAGACACGUUGGGAAGUCCCAACCUCUCUCACCCCUCUGUACUGCCCUCCUAUGUCUGCUCUCUCCUCAUGUUUCAGUCUCAUCUCCUUCCAGCCUGCACCUGUUUUCACCGGCUGCCCUCAGCCUUACACUCUCAUUUUCUUCCUAGAUUUGGAGCUAUAUUGAAUUUUAUGGUCAAACUUGCCAUAUUUUAAGUCUAGCUUAGAUAAAGAGGAAUCCUGAGUUGUCUGAGGUCACCUUCAACUUGCAUGUGUAACAUCUCACUUUAUGUUGAAGUAAGGAUAUGCAUGAAGGAUUCUUUGGACCCUUUUCAUGGAGAUGCAAGUUUACAAGAAUUAGAUGAGAUGUGUUUGAUGGUUAAUAAAGGUUACAGUGAAAAAUUGCAUCAAAGUAAAUUCUGUUGGUGGAUGUAUUGAUAGAUCCAAAACAGUGAAGGUUCUUAGUUUUGAUCCAUUUAACACAAAGGAAAAACUAUUCCUAUUUUUCAGCAUCCAAGGAGGAAAUUGGCCAAUUUUGAUCUCUGACUGUGAGAUUGGUGCAUCUCAACAUGAAUCCAAACAACAAUGGAGACAUAUGCUUUGAUUCCUAAAUAAUUAAAUGUCUUUUAAUUAUUUUAUUAGGAAUAAUUCUUUGUAGUACCUAAAAAUAAUCGAUGUCAGUCAAAUUUGGAAUCAGUCAGACCUUCACAUUAAACCUGAUUGGUGCA
This is a messenger RNA of Girardinichthys multiradiatus, 2847 nucleotides long. It is a transcript of the gene etnk2, whose product is annotated as ethanolamine kinase 2. The coding region runs from base 249 to 1331 and encodes 360 amino acids. Gene Ontology annotation, biological process: phosphatidylethanolamine biosynthetic process. The transcript is spliced from 9 exons. Gene Ontology annotation, molecular function: ethanolamine kinase activity. The record is from RefSeq and is a predicted model, not a curated record. Gene Ontology annotation, cellular component: cytoplasm. Lineage: Eukaryota; Metazoa; Chordata; Actinopteri; Cyprinodontiformes; Goodeidae.